GCACGUGACACAACCACGGAAUGGCCGCACGUGGUCGUCGUCGUCGUCCUCCUCCUCCCCCUCCCGGCGUUACACGAGACUCAAGUUGCUCCGACCUCGCCGCCGCCGCCGCCGGUCCUCCUGGGCAGCAGGUCCAGGCCUCGCCCGCCAUGGAGAAGUCGCCCCCGGACGGGACGACGACGUCGGCGACGUCGCUCCUCAAGAGGCGCCGCGACGAGCCGGGGCCGAGUGCGCGGAAGAGGAGGACGGCCACCGCUGAGUAUAUACCAGUCAAGCGAGGUGAUGGUGCCCAUUUCACGUGUUGCGGUGACGCUCCAAAAGCAAAACAUAAUUGUGGCCAAAUCAAGCAAAAUGCAAACAGUACUUGCAAGCGUUGGAAUAAGAGACGUUCAAAGUGUUCAGCAGGUAUUGAGUGCCCUGUAAACAAUCUAAAAGAUGAAUUGGCACACCUGCGUGUGGAGGAAUUUGAGGAAUCCAUAAAUUUACCUCUCAUAGCGGUAAGUUCUGAAAUUUACUUAAAAGGCGAAGGGAGAAGAAAUACCACUGGUGUCCAUUGUGAAACUCGGACACAAAAUGCCUGUGAACGUGCCAGUGACACGGGUAUUGAAACUGGAACUUUGACUUGCCACCGAGAGGACCAUAUCAACACCGAGGUCUUUCUUGAGAUCCAGAUAUUUGAUAUAUUGCAAUUACUAGACAUCGAAGAAAAACUUAAGAUUAAAUUUCCCAAGAUUUCGUUAUACAUUAAUAAAGAAAAGUGUUCAGUGAUGAUGUGUGGAACACCAGAUGGUGUGAAUGAAGUUGACAUGGCUCUUAAAAUGGAAGUAUCAAACCUGAAAAACAUUCACUUGAACGUGUCCAACAUGAUGAUGACCUUCUUGGGUGGCUUAGAUAUGGAUGACUUUUGCAAAACCUAUUUCCAUGAAAAACACAUUAAUGCCAAAUGUAUUAUUGAUGGGCAGAGCGUCAUUAUCCUUACAACUCAAGAACAUGCGCAAAUGGCAGAAGAUCAGAUGAAAAAUAUUCUGCGAGAGGUCCCUUUUUUGAUUCCACAAAAUUCAAAACAUGCCACAACAACUCCAAAAUGGAGAAACUUUAUUGAAGAGAUCAAAGGCACACAUAGUACUUUCAAUGGUAUUCUAAGUGAAGUUUUUGAUGGAGUUGGUUUCUGUAGUGAAGUGGUCUUGGUAGGGUUUGAGGCCUAUGUGAAAAGGGUAUUCAAUAUGUUAGAACAUUUUUGCAACAUUAAUGCAUAUACUGAGAGGCAUGUUCCUGUAACCUCUCUCGAAGUAAUUGAAUAUUUAGACAGUAUUACAAAUUUUUCUGAAAACCCAAUUUUCCAAAACAACUUGCAGGUUAACAAGCAAGAAACAGGUUAUUUAAUUUCAGGUCAUCCAGAUAGUGUAAAUGCAGUGGAGCAUUAUUUAAAAAAUUUGAUUGUCAAUGUCUUUGUCGAGAAACUAGACAUUAGUUCACCAGGAGCUUUAAAAACAGCACAGAAAGAGGAGAAAAGAGUCCAUGACAUUUGCCAGGACAAAAAUUGUCUACUGAAAAUGGGAAUAUCUAUCAACAAAGGUUCCUUAUGCUUAGGACAAGAUCUUGAGUGCAUUAAAUUGCUGUCUGCUGGUCGUAUUGUAUACAUUUACACUGGGAACAUAUUGGUCCAUUGUGUUGAUGCCAUUGUGAAUUCAAGCAACAUUUAUUUGAAGCACAUUGUGGGCCUUGCCAAGGCAAUAAGUGAUGCGGCUGGUCCUGAUGUUCAAAGAGAAUGUGACGAACACAUCCGUAUUUGGGGAGAAUUGACGGCAGGGGAUACUGUCGUGACAAGUGCUGGUAGACUUCCAUGCAAGAACAUUAUACAUGCCGUGGUACCUUGCUGGAGUGAACAUAUGAAGGUUCAGAGGCUUGACUCCCUUAGGAAAGCAGUAGCUAGCUGCCUGGAAAUUGGAGAACGUGAAGAAUAUAACUCUGUUGCCUUUCCAAAUCUUGGUGCCGGAAUGUUUGGCAUUCCUCUCGGUGUUUACUCGGACAUCGUGGUUGAAGUCAUCAUCCAACAUUGUAAUAAAACCAAGAACGUGGAAAACAAGCUGAAAAGUUUUCAUAUUGUUGACAUUGAUCAGGAGGUGUCUCAAGCCUUUAAGUCUGCUUUUGAGAAUAAUUACAGUUUUGUCCAGCCCAUCAGUCCAAUACGCACAAUGACAACGAAAAAAGGAAUGAAAAUCUCCAUUGUGGCUGGCAACUUGGAACAGGAUGUGUCGGAUGUGCUCGUCAACAUUGUGGAUCGCAGCAUGUGCCUUAAUUGUGGUGUGGUGUCAAAGGCAUUACUGAAACAGGCUGGGCCAGAGAUGCAAGCCAUGGUCACUCUGCAAAGCCAAGGCAAAGAUGUAACAGAUGGACAGAUUGUUGAAACGGACACAUUUGGCUGCAACUUGGCCUGCAAAAAAGUCUACCACACAGUGCUUCCGCAGGUUAACUCCAAAAACCAAACAUCGCAGGUUGUUAGUAAAAUUAUGAAAAAUUGUUUGGUGAUUGCUGGAACUGCAAGCUUUCGGAGCAUCUCUGUGCCUGUCCUGGGCAUGUGGAACCUGGGGUAUGAUGUGAAAUCCGUGGCAGAGAGCAUGUUCAGUGAGGCUGUCGCGUUCAGCAAUGCCAGUGAUGGCACAACAUUGCAAGAAGUGCGGUUUGUAUUAAAUUCUCUUAAAGAACACACCAUGAAGGUGUUUGAUGCUGAGAUGGAUGACUACCCCAGCAAAUCAGUGACCAUGAAGAAAAGGAAGUCUGCUCGUAUCUCUGUCGCACUGAAAAACAAGCAGACGGCUUUCAGGUGUUCCCUUGGCCCAUCAUUUGACUCGGGCAACCCUGUAACUAGGAGCAUAAAUGGGGUUUUGGUGGAGGUCAAGCAUGGAGAUAUCAUACACGAGACUUCAUAUGCGAUAGUCAACAUCACCUCCGAAACAUCUGGCAGAUCAAACGGGAUCACCGAUUCAAUCAUGAAAGCAGCUGGCUGGGUGGCAGAAAAAAAAUCUAAUCUUUGGAGCCAAAUUGCAAACAAACCGUUGGUGGUCACAAGUGGAGGAGCACUGCAUUGCAAACACAUCAUUCACGUGGCGAACCCAAGCAGUCCUCAGAAGCUCAAAGCCUGUGUGACCAAAGUGCUGCGUAUAUGUGAGAAGAGGAGUGUGCCGUUCAUCUCCUUCCCUGCCAUUGGAACAGGAAAAAUGGGCCUCAACCCAGCUGUGGUAGCAGAUAAGAUGUUAGGUGCCAUCGAGCAGUACUCUGAAUCUUGUCAGAAGGGCUCCGCUCUUUGUGGCGUACGGAUCGUCAUCCUCAGGAAGGAGAUGCUGCACAUUUUCCAGGAAUCUCUGCUUGAUUGGCAGCAGUCUACAAGUCUGCCUUCAUUAGAUGAAAGCCCGAGUUCUGUCAUGGAAACAAGACCAAGGGACAUGAAUUCCAGGUUUGCAGUUCAUCCAGCUCACCUGCACAUUUAUGGCAAAUCCUGGCAGAACGUGUCGGAAGCUGCAAGAGAAGUGACGGAUAUCAUCAAGGGAAACCUAACGUGUGUCAUAGUAGAGCUGAAGGAUGUGACCUUACGGCCCAAGCAUUACAGGGAGCUUGAGAACAUGGAGAUUAGCUUGGGUGUUCGCAUCACGGCUGCACCCACCCACCUCUCUGUGGAGGGGACCAAAGACGACGUGCCGCUGGCAAAACUUCACAUCUUGCUGUUGCUGCAAGAAGCCAAAGAAAACAACAUUCCAGUGCACUGGGAUGACAUGGGUCAGGAAAAAUUUGCAAUGGUCCCACUUGUUUCAGCAACACCUGAAUAUAAAGAUGUUGCUGACCUCUUCAACAAAAAUGGACAAUUUAACUACAGAAUUGCAAAGAUUGAAAGGAUUCAGAAUAUAAACCUGUGGCAAGGUUAUCAGCUGCAAAAGAAAAUAAUCACCGACGAAAUAAAGAUGGAUACCGAGCGACUGCUUUACCAUGGAACAUUCCCAUGACGUCUGCAACAACAUUAGCCGCAAUGGUUUUGACCGUGGCUAUUGCGGCAAAAACGCCUGGGCAUUUGGAAAGGGGACCUACUUUGCGAUAGAUCCCGAAUACUCUGCCAAUGACCUGUUCUCAGGUGCCAGACGCCACUGGGCUGAAGAUGGUGUUCCGCGCACGCGUGGUCACUGGAGACUACUGUGUAGGGAUUCCCAGCCUGAACACACGUCCCAGAAAGCCUGGCCAGGAUCCCAGCUGCCUGUACAACAGCUCCGUCAACUGUGCAGUCGACCCA
Lethenteron reissneri (Far Eastern brook lamprey) is the source of this 4279-nucleotide messenger RNA. RefSeq names its product protein mono-ADP-ribosyltransferase PARP14-like. Gene Ontology annotation, molecular function: NAD+ poly-ADP-ribosyltransferase activity; transcription corepressor activity; ubiquitin-like protein ligase binding. The record is from RefSeq and is a predicted model, not a curated record. Lineage: Eukaryota; Metazoa; Chordata; Hyperoartia; Petromyzontiformes; Petromyzontidae. Gene Ontology annotation, cellular component: nucleus; cytoplasm. Gene Ontology annotation, biological process: protein poly-ADP-ribosylation; negative regulation of gene expression; positive regulation of type II interferon-mediated signaling pathway.